CCGUGGAAACAGGAUGCAGGAGAGAUGUCAGAGGACAAAAGGCAAGACGGAGAGUUUUUAUUUUUAUUUUUGAAUUCAAACAUUUAUUUAUUUAUUUAUUUAUUUAUCUGGUCGGCGUGUUUCAGCUUCGUGUCUCCAUUUUGUCUCUGACUGAACGUCGAGUCUCUGCGGUGUGAUUCAGCGGAUGUGGAGCGGAGGGACGAGCUGCUAUUGGCCGCCUGCGACCGACGGCGUCACACCUCCGAGUCUACAGACACACAGACACUUUCUGACACACAUUUAUUUAUUUAUUUAUUUAUUAUUUAUUUGUCUUAUUUAUUUUUUUAUGUCUUACUUUUUCUGUUUCUUAUUAAUUUAUCUUUGUCUUAUUUUUUCCUUAUUUUUUGACUUACUUUUUCUUUGUCUUAUUUUUUUUCUUUUUUUUCCUAUUUCUUAUUUUUUUGUAUGUGUUGUUUAUUAUAUUCUUAUUUUUUCUUUUUCUUAUUAAUUUGUCUUUGUCUUAUUUUUAUUUUUAUUUUUCUUCUUUGUCUUAUCUUUUUUAUGUCUUACUUUUUUAUUUUUAAAUUUUCUUAAUUCUUUUAGUCUUUUAGUAAUUUUUUUUAUUCUUAUUUUUAUAUAUCAUCACACCACCACACUUUAGAGAAACACAGAUAAAUUAUAACCUGGUUUCUCCUUAGUUUCUGCUCCUGGCGAUGUUUUUAGACCCAGAAGUUGUGAUUCCUGCAGAGAUCAAUAGUGACAGCUACAUUGUGCGCGUCAAAGCGGUGGUGAUGACCCGAGACGAGUCGAGCGGCGGCUGGCUGGCGCAAGACGGCUGCCUGAGCAGAGUGGGCGUGGCCAGGCUGCGGCCCGGCGAGCUGCUGGGACGCUGCAGCUUCCUGAUCCACGGAGAGCGCCUCAAAGACAGACAGGUGAUCCUGGAGUGUUUCCUGAAGAAGGAUCUGGUCUACACCAAGGCCACGCCCACGUUCCACCACUGGAAGGUGGACAACAGGAAGUGCGGUCUGACCUUCCAGAGCCCGGCCGACGCCCGAGCCUUCGACCGCGGCGUCAGGAAGGCGCUGGAGGACCUGACGGAGGGGUCCACCACGUCCUCGUCCACGCUGCAGAACGAGGCGGAGCUCGGUGACGACGACGUCUUCACGACGGCCACCGACAGCUCAUCCAACUCGUCCCAGAAGCGAGAGCCGGCCCUGCACACGCUGGCCCCGCACAACUUCUGCGAGGCCCGCCGGCACCACUGCAUCCUGGGACAUUUCUACGAGCAGCACCGGCCCUCCGACCACUACUUCCUGGAUCAGGCGGUGCACAUGUUCCCUCGUCACGUCAGCUUCCAGGUGGAGGAGGAGGAGAUCGUUCGCAUCAACCCCCGCGAGCGGACCUGGCUCACCGGCUACGAGGACUACCGGCACGCCAACUCCACGCGGGACAAGCUCUCCCAGCCCGACAACCUCGACGCCUACGUGCACUUCGGCAAGAGUGAGCCGCCCAAACAUGACUACACCUUCCCGUACCCGCUGAGCUGCAACGUGCAGCGGGGCUGCGACGGCAAGGCGGGCUGCCUGGAGCUGGCCGGCGGCCACAGGGCAGUGGUGACGGUGCAGCCGCGCGCCCUGCAGCCCAAAGGCAAGAGGCGGAAGGAGGACGGCGAGCGUUCGCGCUGCGUCUACUGUCAGGACAUGUUCAACCACGAGGACAACGGGCGGGGCCGCUGCCAGGAGGCGCCCGACCCCAUCCAGACCUGCAUCCGACGGGUCAGCUUCAUGUGGUGCGCCGACAGCCUGCUGUACCACUGCAUGUCGGACCCGGAGGGGGAUUACUCGGACCCGUGCUCCUGCGACACCAGCGACGAUCGCUUCUGCCUGCGCUGGACGGCGCUGGUGGGGCUGUCGCUGCUGGCGCCCUGCAUGUGCUGCUACGCCCCCCUCAGGGCAUGCUACCGCUGCGGCGUGGCGUGCCACUGCUGUGGCGGGAAACACAAAGCGGUGGGCUGAGGCGCCGCAGAGACGGCAAGGACUCGUGGGAAAAGGAGGCCGCUGUGAUUUUGUCGUUAUUGUCGUUUGUCUCGUCUCCGAUUUCCAGAAGGAGGAGAAUAACUUUUGUCUCAACAGAUGGAUAAAAAGAAUUCCCUGUUGUUUUUCUGUUUUUCCGUCUUUUGUGACACGUCGGGGACCAAACGGCUUCCAGCUCUCACAAAGACUGAACAGAGAAUAUUAAUUUAAGAAUAUUAAAUACAGGUACUUUAUAUUUUUACACUCAUGUGUUUUAAAGGCUUGAAUCUGUCGUCUCUUCAGCGUCGUGUGACUCAGUGUGAAUGUCGUUGUGUCGUCGAGGAGCGGCAGAACGUCUGAGGGUCAAACAGCCAUAUUCACUGUUUUAUUUUUAUCAGCGUAGAUGAGAAGAUGAUUAUCAUGAGCUGGAGUCAGGACGCGGUUAGACCAGCUUAACUUCAAAAGCUUCAGUUUUAGGCUGAACGAGCCGCAUCAGAGUGUUUUUUUAUAUUUUCCUCUGUGUCCUUGUAUUUCACUGCAACAUAUUAAAUCUCUAUAUAUCUAUAAGUCCUGCAGCUCUGUGGAAUCAGCACAAUCAGAACAACUCAAACAUGUCUUUGUGCAGAAUAACACAGUUAGAAUGACAUAAAUCAGAAAAAAGGAGAAGAAACAAGUUGAAUUUCUCCGAUAAAUUAUUUUUUCAAAAUUGUAAUAAAAUGUAAUUUAUAUAUAAACAAUUUUCCAAGUGCCCACAAAUGUCACAAAUAUUGGGAAAACCAGUUUUCUCCACAUAUUGUACAUAUUGAGUUAUUGUCAUGUUUCCAGCCUCUCCUGUCCUCUCCUCUCUGCUCUGUGUAAACAGAUUUUCAGUGAAUAUUUGUCACAUGACCGUUGGUCUCAGCAGAAUCAAUCAAUUUUAAGCAUGGCUUUGGUCACUUUUUAUAACAGAAACUUUAAUAACCAAUGAUCCGUUCAAGGACCAUCAGAAAGUUCAAAUUCUGACGAUAAUGUCUGUUUUUAGAGUUUUUUUCUACGAUAAACUGAUAAACUUUUGUCAUGCUGCCCAGUAGAAAAAAAAAAAACUUGUUUUUUCCUCCUGCUUCCAGUCUUUAUGCUAAGCUAGGCUAACGUCCUGACUCCAGCUCUGAAAUUAACAAGAACAGUUAUUUUAUAGCAGUUAUCUCCAUGUUUUGCAGCUCUGAUGCUCUGAAAGCUGCUCUACUCGUCUCCCAGCAGACUUCACAGUCAAACCAGUUCGUCUGACCAGUGAGACAACAGCUCCCAAUCCGGAAAAAUUAAGAAACACAAUGAUUAUUCGCCAAAAGGCAACAUUUGUAUAACUGUGCCUCAGAAUGAGUUAAACCUGAAUAAGUUAAUCAUCCCUUACUGGUCACACUGGUCAGUCUUUACUGGUUUGUGGAGUUCUGUUUGAUGAUUAGAUGAACAAAAACAACAGUAAGAGUGAAGCUAUGACACACACUAAAGCUCAGUGUGUGUGUGUGUGUGUGUGUGUGUGUGUGUGCUUGUACAGCUGUCUUUGUGAGAACCAGUUUGACUUUUGCACCUGUAGAAUGAGGACUUUAAGGCCAGUACUGACUUUGGGACCUUUAAAGGACCGUUUGAAGGUAAAAACAGUAGACUAGUGAAACAUAUUAGAUGUCGGAGAAGUACACUGUAAAAAAAGUUAUUUUCUAGAAUUUAACCACAUUAUUUUACAAAGUUUGUCUUGUUUUUUUUCUUUUAUUACAAGUAUUAACCAUAAAAUAAAAGUAAAUUGAUAUAAAGGCACAUUAUAGAUUUUUUUACAGUAUUAUUUAAUUGCUUAAUGGUCUUGAAUAUUAAAUUAAAGUGAAUUCUAUGUAAAAAAAAAAAAAAAAAAAAAAAGAAGAAGAAAAAAAUACACAUCAUAUUGCUGAAGGUAAAAUUAAGACAAUUUUCUUUUAUAGUCAAAUUUUCAAUUUAAUGUAAAUAAAAAUGUAAAAGAAGUUGUAAAAAAAAAAGAAGACAAACAUUACUGUCAUGUUACAGAAAAAAAAAAUUCUACAGAUAUUUAUGAUUUUAUUUUUUUUUACAGUGUACACUACAUCGUCCAACUGAACGCCGGACAAGAUAUUUUAAAAUCGAACUUAAAUGUUCCAGUGAAACCACACAGUCAGUGACCAAUGCUAACGACCUGUCAGUCAUACAGUAGCCACGCCCUCUGCUUUAUUGUCUAUUUUCCUCUAUUUUUCCUGACAUUUUACUAAAUGAACUUCAUGCUGUGUAGAAGAAGACUUGAAACUAACGAUUGAGACAGUAAACUCAUUAUUAGAAUGUUUACUGAGGUCACAAAUCAAAUUAGAAGUUGAGUCACUUUCUCAUGGACUUCUAUAUAAUCAGACUUCUUAUUGCAGCCAGUGUCUGUUUCAUUCUGAAGAGUCAUCUUUUUCAAAACCAACAUCAAAAAUUCAGAUUCAAAAGAAUUCAAAAUUGUGUUUCACCUCCUGCUGGACAUGAGAAAAAAUGCAGGUUGGAACCCCUCGAUCCCGCCAUUUGAAAUGUAUGUUUUCUUUAAAAGAUCGUCAAAAACACACAGUUUACUGUAGAGAGAAAAACUCUUAAAACAGUCUGUCUUUGAACAGAUCAUAGGUUACAAAAGUUUCUGUGAUAAAAAGUGACCAAACAAAUAUAACAAUAUGGAUAUUUUGGAUAUUGUGUCAUUUAAAACAUGCCCAAAUAAAGCGUUUGCACUAACCAGUCCUGUUAAAAACAUUAAAUUCUGCUCCUCAGAGACACUGUGAAGACAUGAUUGAUUCUGCUGAGAAUUUACACAGAGCUGAGAGGAGCGGACAGGAAAGGCACUGGAUUCACCUUUUAGAUCCGGAGGCUGCCACUUGGUUUAGACUUGGUUAUAAGGUCCAGGAUCAGGUUUGGGGUGAGGGAAUGUAUCAUGUCAAUGAAUGUGCUCGCAAGUAUAGCUGUACAACCGCGCGUGCGUGUGUGUGUGUGUGUGUGUGUCAUUCAAAGGGCUGGGUAUCAAAAAUUAUCUUUAUAUUGAUAAUGAUAUUGACUGAAAUCAAAUCAGAAUAUUAGAGUCUCACUUUUUUUUACAACAAAAGUCUUGGAUUGGGCUGUCUCUUCUUUAGAAAUAUACCCCGUAAAAUAUUUUAACAUUAAUGAAAAAUUUAAAAGUAGACGUCCUGUCGAUGCCCAGUCUGAGCCUCUAUCCCAUAACACUUUCAUGAAAUGAGCACAAAGUCUGAUAAUCCUGGUAGAAAGAAACAACAGGUCAAUUUAGACUGAUAUUCAGUAUGUGUAUGUUUAAUGACGUGUACUGUGAACUGCCAAACUGUUAAAGGAGUCUAUGGGUGGUGCUGACAUACGGUUUGUUCUGUUGUUGAGGUUGGAGAUCUUGUUGAUUUUUCUGCUAAGUAAUUUACCUUUUUACAGUUUGUAAGAAAUCCUACUUUGCCUACUUUACCAUGUUGGGCUGCUCCAUUUUUUGUUCUUUACACAAAAACAAUCUGAACCUGUUUUCCUACUUUACGGUGCCACCAAUCCUCCAU
Molecule: messenger RNA, 5536 nt
Organism: Centropristis striata (black sea bass)
Lineage: Eukaryota; Metazoa; Chordata; Actinopteri; Perciformes; Serranidae
Gene: spred2a
Product: sprouty related EVH1 domain containing 2a
Exons: 6
Coding region: 693-1994 (433 amino acids)
Biological process (GO): multicellular organism development; negative regulation of MAPK cascade
Cellular component (GO): membrane
Molecular function (GO): protein kinase binding
Source: RefSeq, a predicted model, not a curated record